Molecule: messenger RNA, 2268 nt
Organism: Haliotis rubra (blacklip abalone)
Lineage: Eukaryota; Metazoa; Mollusca; Gastropoda; Lepetellida; Haliotidae
Exons: 19
Coding region: 52-2175 (707 amino acids)
Source: RefSeq, a predicted model, not a curated record
UUAUACACAUAUGCUUGUAAUUGUUAACACUGUAACACUUCCACCCAAGCAAUGACGUGGGUAGUGGCUCUGUGUCUGGGGCUGUUGUUGCCCCUGGGACACUCCAAGACAGUCCACAUCUAUGUCAGCCCCAAGGGAUCAGACGGGAACUCGGGAUUGGAUGCUUCCCACCCGAUUGCCACCCUGGACAAAGCCAGGCAGUUACUGGACAGCAGUGGCAUCAAGGACAACACGGUGUACGUGGAGCUGAUGGGCGGCUACCACAACCUGCACUCCACCCUACACUUCACACACGCCUACUCCCAGCCUGUCACCUUCAGAGCCUACCAGGACCAGGAGGUCCACGUGACAGGAGGCAAGAAGAUCUCAACAAGCCUGUUUACCCACGUGACAGACAGCAGCGUGCUCAAUAUGCUGCCUUCAAGUUCAAGGUCAAAGGUGAUGCAGGUGCAUCUACCUAGUGCCGGUGUCACCGACUACGGCAAGAUGACCAACUUCGGCUUUUACCGGUCCAGGACUGCAUGGCUGGAGAUCUUCAUCAACGGGGAGCCUGCCAGAUUGGCCCAGUACCCGAAUGAGAAAUUCCUGAACAUCAAUUCAGUUCCUGGCGGUAGGCAUGGCAAAGUGUUCACCUACAGCACCCACGAAGACUCCAGAUGGGUGCACGAGAAGGAACCCUGGGCUUACGGAUUCUGGUACUGGAGCUGGGCGGACGAUGCUGCAAGGAUCAGUCACAUUGACUCCAACAAACAUCAGAUCACUCUGGCAAAUGACACACACUAUGGACUCAGAGUAGGUCAUUACAACCCGGCCCAUCUGGCCGGAUAUUACACUCAGGGUGGCUACUUCCGGGUAUUCAACAUGCUCUCAGAGCUGGAUCAACCGGGAGAGUACUAUCUGGACAGGUCCAAUGGCAACCUGUACAUCUGGCCCAACACAAAGUCGGGUACCUUAGCUUCCUCUGAUGACGUCACCGUCUCUCUCAUCAACGACUGCAUUAGCAUGAACCGGGGGGUGGGAAAUCUCAAUUUUGUGGGGUUCACCUUGGAGGCGUGUCGUCACGAAGGCAUCAGAGGAGACGGUCUACACAACAUCAACAUUCAAAACAUGGACAUACAAAAUUUGGGUUCAUAUGGCGUCCACAUCACCGGAAGUAGUCAUAUUGUCGUAUCCAGAUGUAACAUCCAUUCUACCAACGGAGGUGUCGCCAUCAACGGUGGUAAUCAAAAGACCUUAACGUCUUCUGGAAAUAUAAUAGAAGACAACCAUAUUUGGUUGGUCGCCCGUGUGGGAGCUGUUGGAUACAAUGCUGUGUCUAUCGGUGGCGUCGGCAACGUGGUCCGUUACAACCACCUACAUGAUGGCCAAUACACCGGACUGAUGUGGGGGGGUAACGACAACAUAAUGGAAUACAACCAUAUCCACCACAUGUGUGUCAAUACCAGCGAUUGUGGCGCGGUGCAUGCUGGGAGAGACUGGACCGCUCGCGGCAACGUCAUCCGAUACAACCACAUUCACCACGUCUUGAGGCACAUGCCAGGUGCAGAUAACAGGGGCAUCAUGCUGGACGACCAGUUCUCCGGCGUCCACAUCGAACACAACGUCUUCUACGAGAAUCAGUAUCACGUCAACAUUGGUGGUGGCCGUGACAACAUCAUACGUUAUAACGUCUUCUACGACGCCACCAGCUACCCCGUCAACGUGGACGGCCGUGGUCUCCGGUCUACAAGCAACCAGGCGACUCUCCAAAAUAAGUUGAAGUCACUCCCCUACACCAGCAAGACGUGGGCAGACAAAUAUCCUAAACUGGCCGCCAUCGACUCCCACAAUCCCAUGGCGCCGAUGGGCAACCAAAUCUACGACAAUGCCUUCUACAACACGCGUGGGUCGAGCGUCGUCCAGUACCACACCUCUGGUAUCAUCAAGAGGGAAUACUUUGAUGUUCACGAUAACUUCAAGGCCAGCCCUGCUGAUUUUUGGUCUCCCCGUGAAUACGACUUCCGGUUCCGGUGUUCGGCAGAAUCCUGGGCCAAACAAAAGUCCGUUCCCCAGCCUAUCGACAUCAACGCUGUUGGCCCACGUCAGCCUACUGGACCUAAAUAUAUGCAGGAAGCCAUCCCCCAGCACCACAGCACGUCACAUCCGGCAUCAUGCAGCGGAUCUAUUAUUGGAUAACGGCCACCUCAGCAUGCUCCUUACCAAAAUACUGAACAUGAUGAUACGACUAUUUGUCUUUCAUGAUAAUAAGAAUAAAGUUGAAUAUGGUCA